CACUGGCAGACACACAUAUAUCCGCAGGUCCAUUAUUUCUCUUCAGCUAGUUUCUCACGCAGUGUCGAGAGGAGCAGGAGUCCAACAGAAACGCGCAACUGGAGUGAUGUAGCUUCGUUCACCAUCCCUAUAAUACCGUUAUUCAACUUCAGCUGAAUUUAAAAAAUAGUUUUAGGAAAACAAGACGUGGAAAUAGCAGGAUAUUUUACUUCAAAUUACUAAACGACGCCUUCAUAAGGACUUAAAGAUGGCCUCCGCUGGACUUGAGAUUUUGGGUUUGGGGUUAUGCGUGAUUGGCAGUCUCCUGGAGAUGGUGGCCUGCGGGCUACCCAUGUGGAAGGUGACGGCGUUCAUCGAAGCCAACAUCGUAGUAGCACAGACCAUCUGGGACGGGCUGUGGAUGUCUUGUGCAGUGCAGAGCACCGGACAGAUGCAGUGCAAGGUGCACGACUCAAUGCUUGCGCUCGGCCACGACCUGCAGGCUGCCAGGGCUCUCACAGUUAUCUCGGGUAUGAUGGGUGUCAUCGGGCUCAUGGUGGUGAUAGCGGGCGCCCAGUGCACCAACUGCAUCCGCGCGGAGAACGUGAAGGCGCGCGUGGUGAACGUCGGGGGGAUCAUCUACAUUGUGAGCGGCAUUUUCGUACUCGUGCCCCUGUGUUGGAUGGCCAAUAACAUCAUCUCGGAUUUCUACAACCCACAGGUGCCCACGGCCAAGAAGCGCGAGAUUGGCGCUGCGCUCUACAUCGGAUGGGCGGCUACGGCGCUCCUGCUUGUCGGCGGUGCCAUACUUUGUUGUUCAUGUCCAUCCUCGGGAAACUCCGGCUACUCUGUCCAAUACGCUCCCACGACGAAACGGGCCACAGCAAACGGGGACUAUGACAAGAGGAAUUAUGUGUGAGCUCCUGCUUUUCACUGUCAGUAUCAACACAACUGAUCCAGUGGAUAGCUCAUUUUUUGUCUUUGUUGUUUUUGUUGAUGCUGUUUCUUUUGUAAGAUGAUAAAAAGAUUUGCACCUACCUUUUUCUCAUUCAGUCAGAACUGAAACAUGAGAAAACACUAUUUUCUAUGCUACUGCACACGGAGAAGUUAAUAAAUGGGCACAUCGUCUGCCCACUGUCUCAGAAACAUUUUACGCGUCAUGGUUCACGGAGGAAUAAAGGACAUAAAACAGGAAUUAGUUUAUUUAGGUACAUUCACUUGCAAGUCCACCAUAUUAUAUAGAAUAGCUAGUUUUAAAGCCGAUGUGAUUCUAAUGUUUACUUUUAAGUGUUUGUUUUCUAUAUUUUCUUGGAUGGCUGGUGGAUUAUGUAUCCUAUCGUUUUUAAUUGAUGUUGUGUUCUUCUCAAAGGGCUCAUCAGUGAUUUGUUCAAUAAUCUGCCGUCACAUACAGGAGUAGCCUAAUGGAGAUGUUACCGUUUUUUUUUUUUU
Alosa alosa (allis shad) is the source of this 1428-nucleotide messenger RNA. It is a transcript of the gene cldn5a, whose product is annotated as claudin 5a. The transcript has a single exon. The record is from RefSeq and is a predicted model, not a curated record. NCBI's taxonomy places the organism in Eukaryota, Metazoa, Chordata, Actinopteri, Clupeiformes, Clupeidae. Gene Ontology annotation, cellular component: bicellular tight junction; plasma membrane. Gene Ontology annotation, molecular function: structural molecule activity. Gene Ontology annotation, biological process: cell adhesion; bicellular tight junction assembly. The coding region runs from base 248 to 898 and encodes 216 amino acids.